AUGCCACCACAGGUGCCACCACAGGUGCCACCACAGGUGCCACACUUGGUGCCGCAGCAGAUGCCACCGCAGAUGCCAGUGAUGCCCCAGCAGGUGAUGAUGCCAGGGCACCACCAGCAGCCCAUGCCCCAGCAGGUGGCACAGGGGCCAGGGGCUGAGGGGCCAAAGGCGCCACAGCAGGUGGCACAGGGGCCAGCCCAAAGGCCAAAGGCGCCACAGCAGGUGGCACAGGGGCCAGCCCAAAGGCCAAAGGUGCCACAGCAGGUGGCACAGGGGUCAGCCCAAAGCCAAAGGCCAAAGGCGCCACAGCAGGUGGCACAGGGGCCAGCCCAAAGGCCAAAGGCGCCACAGCAGGUGGCACAGGGGCCACCACCCAAAGCGCCAGAGACAAUGCCAAAGGCAGUGUCACAGCCCAGUGCCAAGACAACUGCAAACGCAAAGGCGUUACAGCGGUCCUUCGACAACCUGACCGAAAUGCAGAGCCGGGCCCAUAAUGCUGAGCUCAAGGUGAAAAAGCUCGAGCGGGACAACAAUCGACUUCGAGGUGAGCUCAAAGCUGCGCAAGAUCUCGUGGAAUCAACCAAGAAUGAGUACAAGCGGGAGUUCCACACGACAUUGCAGAUCCGAAUGAACAAUUUCGAGCAGCACUCAAAAGCAGAGAAGGAGAAGCUGCUGAAAGAGAGGGACGACCUGUCCAAUCAACUGUCCGAAUUGCAAGCGACGCUGCUCUAUGAGCGUCAGCUCAGAGAUGAAAACAAGACGCUGCAAGGCCCACCGGGUACCGUGGCCAAGUCGAAGGCCAAGCAGAAGGUCGAUGACUGCCGUGCAGCUCUCUUCGUCCACAACAACACCCAAGGCCUUUUCAUCGACAAAGACAUGGGAGCCAACUACAGAGCAGCAAUGGGAGCCAACUACAGAGCAGGUCGAGUUGGUUGUGUCAUUUGCAAGAUGACAAAGCAAGACAACGAGUACGGCAACUAUGAUGUGAUCACAGGCAACUUCAGCAACAUGAAGCGGCACUCGGAGUGCAAGCAGCACCAGCAAGCUUUGGCGCAGCUGGGGCUGAUUGAGGUCACUGCGGACGAAGAUGCUCCAAGCAUGAGUGCGUUUGAGCAGGUGGCCAGGGGUCGAAUGAAAGGCCCUUCAGCCCUCAGACAUGGAGAAGCUGGUGUUGGUGGCCGCAAGAAGAUCACUCAUAUGGUGCAGUGUUUGGGUGAUGCAGUGUUUGAGUUGGACAGACGUUUCAUAGCCACUGCUGAGACAAUCACACUGCAUACAGAUGUCAGGCAACUCAAGCUCUUGGUUCGCUUUCGUGCUGCAAAUCAGAAGCUGCAAAUCCGACGAGGGAUUUUGGGCAUCAAGGAUUUGGAGAGAACUACAUCAACCGUGCUUGCAGCUGCACUGCAACAGAUGCUCAGGGAAUUCUGCCAGCAAGACGAGGACCUCUACAAAAGUGUUUUGAAGCACAUUGAGGUGCUAGAUGCGGAUGCUGCCAGUGAUGAGCAAACCAGUGCCAGAGAAAUUCGAGCCAUGUUGCUCAAAGACGUCAAAAUUAUCCUCAAGGACAAAGCACAUGCAUCUCGCAGGGUCCUCUCCAGGCCAUGGAAUGUGAUUCCAGAGCUCUCUGAAGCAUGGUCGAUGUUUGUGGGAGACAGUUCCAGUGUGGUCCGCAUGAUCCAAAAAUCGGGCGUCCUCUCUGUGAAGUUUCAUGAGUUUUGCCAAACCAUUGAAUCAAGCCCAGUGUCUGCCAAGAGGAUUCGCAACUUGUCCUUCAAGAAACAACGCUUUGACUCAGUGUCAAAGCCCUUGGGACGUGGAAUUCUGUUUCUCGAAGCAUUGUUCCAAACAGCUAUUUGGGCAACCAUUCACAGGAGAGGGGAAGAAGAUGGCAAAUGCGCGGAUGCAUUCCUUACAUGGGUGAAUGAAGAGAGGCUUAUUCUGCUCGGAAUGUGUGCAGAUUGCGCAGAUGCUGCCCUGGGCCUUGUUCGAAGCUUUGAUAGCGAAGACCAUGAUCCGGCCGUGUUGCAUUUGCAGGCUGAGCAGUUUCUGAGUGAGUUGCAUUAUCUCUUCAACCAAGGGGCGGUCCUCCGUGCAGAAGGCUACACCCAACACAUCCUGGUGCAGCUGCAUCAGGCCCGAGGAUUUCUUUUGAAGGGCGAAGCAAAAAGUCUUGGAGGGCCUGGGAAGGUAAAUCAAGUGAUGCUGACUCAAUGCCUGGCAAGCAUGAGGGCAUAUGUUUCACUGGCGGUGGAAGUGGUGAACACGGAGUUUCCAUACUUCGAGCUACUUGGGGCGUUCAAGUUGUUUGACGUGCAGCAAAGGGUGCAGGGACAUGCUGUGGAGUUUGAUGCUGACACUGUGAGAAAACAUGGCUCUAGGCUUUGUCAAGUCUUUGGGUUGAAUAUUGAUGCGUUUGUCAGCCAGUACUGGGACCAUUUGCCCAUUGCCAUCAAUGAAGCCAGAGUAUGUAUGACUGAGGCUCAUCCGAGUGACACGCUUCGAUUGGUCAUCAUGCGAUAUCUUGCCUUCCAUGGUUGCUCGACUAGUGGUGUUGAGCAGAAUUUCAGCAAGCUGCAGAAUCAAAUCACUCCUGCCAGAGACCACAUGGAUCCCGCAACCUACUUGGCAGAAGCCAAGGUGGUCAUCGAUUGCUCCGAAAAUGAUUUGAAAGAAGUUUGCAAGGUUGCGCAAGACUGUUGGCGCAAAGUCCAUGGACCCCCGAGAAACUCUUGCUGCAACCGAUUGGAUGCAGGGAUUCCAAGGAAAAGGCAACCUGAAAGUGAGGCGCAGUGGGUCAGAAAGCGCCGUCAGCAUGUGGGUGAGAACGCGGCUCUGGUAUCAAGGGAUACAGUGAAAGCUGCAAGUGAAUGGCAGGAACAAGUGGAUCGCACAGAGGAGGAUCAGGCAAAGAUUGAUGCCGAGUUUGGUUUUCAGCGAUCCAAGCAGAUGAAGAACCAAAUGGAGGCAUACUUGGAACGGGUGCUUCUGGCAAAUGAAGUACCCCCAGGAUUGCGUGAUCAAGUGGCACACUUCGUUUCAAACCAACAAAAAAAUUUGCAGAAGCGUAAGGCCGAUGAAGCCCGAAUGCUUCAGCUCAUGAGCCCUCUCCCACCGGCGGUGGACUUUGCGUUCCACAAGUUCUUCUUGGAGAGAAUGGAGUGGCAAAAUUUGCCAAAUUUUCCUCAGACUUUGACUUUGGUGGCUGACCCAUGGCGUGCUGAUGUUUGUGUCGUUGAAGAUCCAGGAAGCCCUCCAGAUGUGGUUUUGUGGAACACCGCGCUGAAGGGAGGGCAUGUUGUGACAUUGGAUUUUGCCUUGAAGCGGGGCAAGGGCGUGUGCUUUAGCUAUGGGAUGGCCAUUGCAACAAAGAGAUCCAUCUUUGUCGAUCCGCAAGUUGCACAACAUGACCCUGUUCUUUCAGAGGCAGUGAGGAGAGUGUCACACAUGCCGCAAUCUAAAUGGAAGCUGCUUUCAACUUGGGCAGAGUUCGCUUCGGCCACUGACAAGGUUGCUGGUGAGCAUUUACCUGUCAAACAGAGGGGAACGCAGAGUGACAAAAGAUUGCCGCGUGGUGUCCUGGGCGCUGCAGAAGUGCCAGAUGUUUCUCUAGUGCCAUAUCAGAGAGUAGCAGCUUCAAAACUUCUCUGGGUGCUGCACAAGUUGAUCACGGUGAUGAUCCGGUCGAUUCCUGAACUCAAUCCGGUCGAGUACUUGCUGGUGGACAUCAGCACCGGCAAGCUGAUGUUCAGGAGACGCACAAAGGGUGGGCGCUUGGCAUGGUCUCCUGCGCAUGGCUCGUAUCGAAUUCAACAGUUUGAGGAAGACAAUGCCAAUGGCAAUCGUGUCAGUCUGUUCCUACAAGGCUUCCACUGCACGGGAUACCGCCCGUACUGGCGAGAUCACAUGUUCAUUGGAAAUGGCCAAAGCUUAACAGACACAAUUGGCCGUCGAACUCUGACGUUGAAGGGCAUGUUCGAGAUCAACAUGGCAACGAGCCUGGAGGAUGAGAAUGAGUGGGUCCUGGUCAGAGAGAUGGACUGGGUCAUGGUCAUGGACGAGAACAUCCCGCGGCUGCCAGAUGCAGAAGAGCUGUUCUCCCAGGAGAAAAUGGCAGAGACGGAGGAGCUGUUCUCCCAGGAGAAAUCGGCGGAGCUGGAGGAGCUGGAGGGUCGUCUGCUCUCAAUUGGCUGGAGGAGCAAGGAGGAGCUGUUCUCCCAGGUAGUGGAAUGGCAGGUAGAUGGACACCUGCUCAUCAUUUCCACAAUCGUGGACCCGGAAUGGCCAGAUGCAAAACCAUGCAGCAAGGCCUUUGACAGAGAUAAAAAAGGAAUGGAUGAGCUGACAGGGAGGUUGGGACACCGUGUUGCACUAAACAAUGUGAAGGCAAGGGACAUUUGUGUGGAAGGAACUUUUUGUCUGGACAGUGCCCGGGUACUACUGUCGUAUGUGAUGCAUUUCUACUGUGCACCUACAGACUUCACAUUUAAUAACGGACUUUUUCUGUUGUUGUCGAAAUGUGAACAUUCCAAACGCAGCCGCUUUCAGCAUUUAUUGGACUUGCAUUCGUUGGCCCUCUACGAUCCUCGAUUGGUCAUCAUGGCUUCGAGGAAGAGAUCCCCAGAGUCGGCACCGGCAUCCGCAUCGAAGCAGGCCAAAUUGUUCCAGCCUGUGGCCGUGAAGUUUGAGCCCACGGAGUUGAUCCACUCGGUCAAUCUGCAACGAAUUACUGCUGUGACCAAAGCCAGAGAUGAGAUCCUUCAGCACCCAAUCUUUGCAGACAUGCUUUCUGCUUCACCAUUGAAGAUGGAAGAGGGCAAUCACAAGGUGUCCUUCAGUGCGAAGCAUGCAACUACAACAUUGAGCUCCAGCGGCAAGUAUGACUGCUCUGCAAACCUUUUCUGGCUGAAGCUCACUCAUCUUUCGCAGCCAGGUGUUCCCAUCAGCGAGCGUUCCAUCAAUGUGAUUAUGGAGACGAAAUUUGCAACUCCACAGACAUUGCUUGACCAGUUUGUGGUACGAGCUCCUGAUCAGGCCACAGGAGAAUCCAUCAUGAGGAGGUUCGGGGCACUCGAGUUUGUGAGCCCACCAGAGCUCGUCCAUGCACUGGUGCUUCGGAUCCAUGAGCGUCUUGGAGAGGCAGACGAGGAUGAGCUGCAAGGGUGGCGGAAGCUGUGCCUUUGCUGCACCUUCAUCUUCGAAACCUUGGGAACUGCAGAGGAGGCCUACUGGCGUGCUGUGAACCUCCGCGAGAUGGUGGUCUCAGACUUUGAGUCCCUCGCCCGCGAUGUCACACAGCGAGUGUAUGAACUUGUCGGCUACAGAUCACUGAUCAAGACCACGGCCAACAGGGAUCUCUCCAACAAAGAGCUCGCUUCUGCGUGGAAGGAGCACGUGAUCCAGACUGAUUCCAAGUUCAGUGAUCGUGUGACUGAAAAUUUCGUGGAUACCGCGAUGAAGGUGUACCACAGGCUGUUCACUGCUGCGCCAGAGAGUUUGGACAUCAUAAUGGAGGAUUGUUGGCCGCCGUGUUCUGCCAUGGGUGCUGUAGAAGAUGCCAAGCUCCAUGGCAAAGCGUCGCCCUUCAACCAGUUGAGUUCUUUGGAGCAGAUCACCAUGAAGGGCAAGACCGCUGAGAAUAUGUUGUGGAUCAUGAAGAGCAUGGUGGACUACCUGCACCACAUGCCGGAUGAGUUUGGGCCCACAAACUUUACCUUCCGACAGCUCAAAGGUGCUUCAGGAUCUGUUGGAUACAUCCAAUUGUUUCUCACGAAGAAGGAAGUCAUGGAAUACUUUGUGACCAACGGCGGGUACACAGAUGCAGAAAUCUUAGUGGUGCAGUUCCUGAAGGUUGCAGUGUUUGGCAAGACGCUGGACCCGCAUUUCAAAACAAUUUUGAAAGGAGGCACCAACAUUGAGGACGUCAUGCUGUCCCAAAAAGUUGCUGACCUUGUUUCCGAAAUCUUGCUCAAGCUAGAGGCAGAGAUCAGCCCAGGCAAAGUGAAGGAAUCUGUGUUGGCUGCUGAUGAUGACGAGGAUCCAGAGACGAAGGUUUCUUUGGAAAGCUUGGUGGACAGUGAGCUCCUAGAGGAUGAGGAGAACGCCAAAGAACUUCAAGAACACCUGCGAGCAGUGAAAGAGUAUGCUGGGCGCUUCAUCACGUUCAGGCCAUUUGAGCAGUCGGUUCUGAAGACACAACAGUUGCUGGAAGGCACUGUGCUGCAGAAGUUUCCCGUGCGUGGGAAAUAUUGGUGCGUGUGGUAUGACACCAAAACUCAAGGUGAAUCAUCUGCACAGCCACACUGCCGCUGUCCUCCAUACCAGAAGGCAACGUUCAAGAAGCAUGUUCAUGCAGCUUUCCAGGCCCGUGGUGAGACAGAGAUCACUGAGGAGACAUUGGUGAUGUGCAUGGAUGGGUUUCGUUCUUUGGAAGCCCAAUUCUCCAAGGAUUUGGUGCUGCCCAGUGGUGACGUGAUGAUGAAAUCCCGCAAUACCUUUCAGGUGGCAUAUGACGAAAAGGCUCUCAGAACCAGAAAAUGCCUUACCCGUGGCAUGGUGUCCCAGGUGGAAGGGCUGCAUGUCUACAGCAAAGAGGGCUUGGCUUUGACAGACCGGGAGAGAAAGACCUAUGUAGGCUCCACACAUGGUUCCUUGAUUGGACCGGUGGUUGUGUCUCCCUUCCGUGGCGGAUUCCUGGUGAGCAAGGAAUGCAAGGAGAAGAUGCUGGGGGAAAACGGGAAGGUGCUGGCAGGAGGUCCUUGUCAAGGUCAAGGUUCUCUUCCUGGAGACAUCGAGGACAUGUUGCCUGCCAGCUUCUACUCCCUUCCGACCGCAUUCUACAUUGAAAUGAUCCACUCCUUCGAGCUGGGUGGUGUCUAUGAUAGCACCUGCAUGGAUGUGAACUUCGCUUUGGCAUGCUUGAAAUCGAAAGUUCCAUAUAUAGGCUCAAGCCUCUCUGAGUAUGCUUGCGAGGUGCUGGAAGCUGAAGUGGUCCGUGCUUGCUGGAAGGAGUUCCUUACUCCUGAGUCUGAGCUGUAUGAUGUCAAUCUGCACAAGCUGGUGGAUGCCCAGGGCACUCAAGGAGUCAAAGGAGCCAAAGGAGGCAAAGGCAAAAAGGGAGGCAAAAAGGGAACCAAAAAGGGAGACGGCAAAGGAGACGGUGAGGACCCAGAACCAGAAGAGCCUGGCCAAGGAACCAAAGGAGGAGGAAAGCCUGGCAAGGGCAGCAAGGGCGGCAAGGGCGGCAAGGGCAAUACGGAGGCUUCGAUCAUGCAGGCAUUGGCUUCCCUUGGCAAUCAGUGA
Molecule: messenger RNA, 7299 nt
Organism: Cladocopium goreaui
Lineage: Eukaryota; Dinophyceae; Suessiales; Symbiodiniaceae
Source: the annotation of a GenBank genome assembly